This is a messenger RNA of Neurospora tetraspora, 756 nucleotides long. RefSeq names its product UBC-like protein. Bases 184 to 651 code for a protein of 155 amino acids. The transcript is spliced from 3 exons. The record is from RefSeq and is a predicted model, not a curated record. Lineage: Eukaryota; Fungi; Ascomycota; Sordariomycetes; Sordariales; Sordariaceae.
ACUCUUUGUUCGGUACUUCUGCUGCCUCUCCAGGAUUGGUCCAACAUAACCCCGCCGACCUCCAGCUACAUUACCUACCUACGACUAUCAGUCCGCUUUCCACUGUCGCCUUGCGAGGCUCGCCUAUUCGCCAUCGGAGACUAUCACGUUGCUGCAACACCAUCCCGUGGUCAUUCAGCAAAUAUGCCGGUACAGUUUGCUGCGAAGAGGCUGGGGAAGGAACUGAACAAGAUACAGAAUGGCCUCCCACCUGGUAUUGAGCUCGUCUCCGCAGACAACUUGGAAGAGUGGCUUCUAGACAUACGAGUUCUCGACAACAAUCCGCUUUACCUCAACGAGACAUAUCGACUAAAGUUCCGAUUCAGCCAGUCAUACCCCAUCGAGCCUCCCGAAGUGGUAUUUGUCAAGCAAGCCGACCGGCCGAUUCCGAUCCACCCGCACAUCUAUUCCAACGGAAUCAUCUGUCUCGACCUACUUGGCCAACAGGGUUGGAGCCCCGUGCAAAGCGUGGAAAGCGUAUGCAUGAGCCUACAAAGCAUGUUGACCGGGAACACCAAGAAUGAACGACCUCCCGGCGAUGAGGAAUUUGUUCGCGGCAACAAGCAACGCCCCAAGGAUAUCGAGUUCUACUAUCACGACAACACCGUCUAGAGGAAGGGUGGGGGUCGGCCGCAGGAAAUUGUGCGGAAACUGCCUUGGGAUUUGUCAAGGCGUUACUUUUUCGGUACAAAGCGCCUCCAGCGUUUGAUCUGGAAG